Molecule: messenger RNA, 1908 nt
Organism: Notolabrus celidotus (New Zealand spotty)
Lineage: Eukaryota; Metazoa; Chordata; Actinopteri; Labriformes; Labridae
Exons: 15
Coding region: 1-1659 (552 amino acids)
Biological process (GO): regulation of signal transduction
Cellular component (GO): endoplasmic reticulum membrane
Source: RefSeq, a predicted model, not a curated record
AUGUCGCAGAGGGACCUGUGUGUAGCCGCUGUUCUGCUGCUGCUCUGCAUUCAGUGUCUGCAUGGCUCGGCUCUUCCCGCUGUGUCCUCCUACGAGUUCACAGCUUACAGGAUGCAACAGUACGACUUGGCACAACAGAAGCAUGGUUGCCGUGGAGCCAUCGUGGUGGCGGAGGCACGCUCAGCAGACGAGCCAGUGCUGACCCGCCGCUGUGUCAUCAUGAAGGUCAUGGACUUCACUACAGAAAAGUUCUUGGAGGCUCAGAGACAAAAUGCUGCCGCCAUUCUGGUCCUUCUGCAGAAAAAUAUCUCCAACAUCCCUCAUGACACCAUACAGUCCUUCAUGAUGAGCGAGAGUGCAGUCCUCCUGAAGGAGACCCUCAUGCCUGUGUAUGUGGCACCUGAGGAUGAACAGCUGCUUUACAUGUACGAGGAGGUCAAGCAGGCUGCAGCCACACGGACCUCAUCUGUGUUCAUCAGAGUCCUGCGUAGUAUGGUCACAGCCACAGCCUUUCAGAUCUUAGUGAGCAACAACGUCGCUAUAAAGGCUUUCAAUGACAACGCCAUAAUCACACUUGAGGGAGUUCUUCCAGGAGCGGGUGAGGAUCCGCCCACUAUCGUCAUCACUGCCCACUAUGACUCCUUUGGGCUGGCACCAUGGUUGUCGUAUGGAGCCGACUCCAAUGGCAGUGGGGUCACCAUCCUGCUGGAGUUGGUGCGUCUCUUUCAGAAGCUUUACAGCAGUUCCAGCACCAGACCACCAUAUCAUUUAAUGUUCUCUUUAACUGGAGGAGGAAAAUAUAAUUUCCUUGGCACUAAGAGAUGGAUUGAAGAAAAUCUGGACCAUGCUGAGUCCAGCCUGCUCCAUGACAAUGUGGCGUUUGUUCUGUGUUUGGACACACUGGCCAACAGUGAUGAACUGUACAUGCAUGUGUCCCGCCCUCCUAAACCCGACACUCCCAUGCAUGCUUUCAUCCAACAGCUGGAGGAGGUGGUGUUGUCCAGAUUUCAGUGGGUGAAGGUAGGAAUGGUCCACAAGAAGAUCAAUCUUAUAGAGUCCACAGUAGCCUGGGAGCAUGAGCGCUACAGUCUACGCAGGAUACCGAGCUUCACUCUGUCACACCUGGAAGACCCCAAAUCUGAGCUCAGAGGCUCUGUACUGGACACCACGUCACAAGUGGACCUCAGGAAACUUAAACGCAAUGGCAUCAUCAUAGCAGAAGCACUGGCGCGUUAUAUGUACAAUCUCUCUGACAAGGGUUCGCCAAAAGAUAUUCAGCUUUUCAAAGGCCAGAUGGACUUCCACGAUGCCCGUAUGUCCCACCUGAUGUCUGUCCUGACAUCUGUCCCUCGAGCCACCCAGCUGUUGGACAGGGAGCCCGCUCACAUGGUGCUUGUUAACUCACUGGAGCACGAAUUCAAACAAUACCUGCAGCAAGUUCACAGACACACCUUCAGACAGGACAAGAGGGAUCCUGACAUUACCUUUUAUGAUCAAAUGAACCAACCAAUAGUGAUGUACAGAGUUAAACCUGCAGCUUUUGAUCUCUUCCUUGGCGGCUGUAUUGCUGCCUACUUGGGGAUUGUUUAUUAUGCCAUUCAGAACUUUGGGUUUCUCUACACAAAGCUCAAAGCAGCAGUGAAGUCCAAGCAGCAGUAAAUAAGACCGUGAAUGCCGGGUGUCUGUGACAAGGGGAUUUGAAGUCUGCGUUGUGCUUGUUGGACCUCUGCUUCACAGCCAAGACUAAAAAGCAAUGCAAAGAGAAUGAGUCUAUUUUUUCUUUUGUACAUCUUACACUACAUACAUACAUUCACUGUGAUGUAAACAAUUUAUUAAUUGAACUCUCUCAGUUUUGUUAUUUCAAAGAGAUGUAACAUAAAAACACUGAAUAAAGAAAGGUGUUCUGGA